AUGCGCCAUAUCGCUGCCUACCUCCUCCUCCAGAUUGGCGGAAACGCCUCCCCCUCUGCCUCCGACGUGAAGAAAGUCCUCUCCGCUGUCGGUAUCGAGGCGGAUGACGACCGCCUAGAUAAGCUCGUCUCUGAGCUCGAGGGCAAGGACGUCAACCAGUUGAUCGCCGAAGGUUCUGCGAAGCUCUCUUCCGUUCCCUCCGGCGGUGCCGUUGCUGCGUCUGGUGGUGCCGCUGGCGGUGCGCCGGCUGGUGCCGCCGCUGCCCCCGCGGAAGAGGAGAAGAAGGAAGAAGAGAAGGAGGAAUCCGACGACGACAUGGGUUUCGGCCUCUUCGACUGA
This is a messenger RNA of Sparassis crispa, 339 nucleotides long. Its product is annotated as 60S acidic ribosomal protein. NCBI's taxonomy places the organism in Eukaryota, Fungi, Basidiomycota, Agaricomycetes, Polyporales, Sparassidaceae. The record is from RefSeq and is a predicted model, not a curated record. Gene Ontology annotation, cellular component: cytosolic large ribosomal subunit; ribosome. Bases 1 to 339 code for a protein of 112 amino acids. Gene Ontology annotation, molecular function: structural constituent of ribosome. Gene Ontology annotation, biological process: translation; cytoplasmic translational elongation. The transcript is spliced from 4 exons.